GAUUACAAAUACAAACGGUUUUUAAUAAGUAGUAAAUAAAAUCGCUGCCAUUUCAAACAAGAAUACUGGUUGUUUUUAAAUAAAAAUGUUAUCAUCUAUGGUAAAGGAGCAUCAAGCAAAACAGGUAUUAAAGAAAGAACUACAAGAAGCAAAAAGAAAAGAGGCAUGUUCGGCUGCAAAUGAUUUAACACAGGCACUGGUAGACCAUUUAAAUGUUGGUGUAGCUCAAGCUUACCUAAAUCAAAAAAAAUUGGAUGCGGAAGCUAAACAAUUGCAUAUGAGUGCGACGAAUUUCUCCAAACAGACUCAACAAUGGUUAAACUUAGUUGAACAUUUUAGUAGUGCUCUCAAAGAAUUAGGUGAUGUGGAAAAUUGGGCAAAGGCCAUUGAAGGGGAUGUUCGUACUAUUACAACUGCUUUAGAAAUUGUCUAUCAAGGCUCUCAAGAAAAUAGUCAAUAGUUUUACCUUGUAAAUAUAUAGUUGUUAUUCUGAGUUGAUAAAGAAAGUGUAUGAUUCUGUUGUAUAUAUAAAUUAAUUUAAUGAUAUAUAUGUAUUUUAAGCUAC
Messenger RNA from Diabrotica balteata, 565 nucleotides. The record is from the annotation of a GenBank genome assembly. NCBI's taxonomy places the organism in Eukaryota, Metazoa, Arthropoda, Insecta, Coleoptera, Chrysomelidae.